Molecule: messenger RNA, 1407 nt
Organism: Aspergillus pseudonomiae
Lineage: Eukaryota; Fungi; Ascomycota; Eurotiomycetes; Eurotiales; Aspergillaceae
Product: amino acid permease-domain-containing protein
Exons: 5
Coding region: 25-1407 (460 amino acids)
Biological process (GO): amino acid transmembrane transport
Cellular component (GO): membrane
Molecular function (GO): amino acid transmembrane transporter activity
Source: RefSeq, a predicted model, not a curated record
CCACUAUACGCUAUUUUAUCAAUCAUGAGUGAUAAUCCAAGAUUUGAGCAUAGUGGCACUGUCGAUGAGAAGGCUUUGGAAAACAAUAAUCCCAAGGAUAAUGCAUCCUUUACUGACAUUGCCAACGCUACUACGUUCGAGACAUACGGCCAUGUUCAGAGAGACCUGAAGGCUCGACAUGUAACCUUCAUCGCACUCGGCGGGAAUCUUGGCACAGGGCUGUUUCUGGGUAUAGGACGGGCACUGAGGACGUCUGGACCGCUCUCACUCUUCCUUGGAUAUGCCAUUGCCAGCUCUGCUGGCUUCAUGAUGAUGAUGGCGCUGGGAGAAAUGGCCGCGUGGCUGCCGCUACCUGGUGCCAUUCCCCAAUUCUGCGCCCGCUAUGUCGACGAUGCCCUCGGUUUUGCUGUUCGCUGGAACACUUGCGUUGCUGUGUGGAUUGUGAUUCUCAUCGUUGCCCUGCUGGCACUCAAUAUACUGGCAGUCAAAGUAUAUGGAGAAGCUGAGUUUGCUUGUGCGGUGAUCAAACUCUGUGGAAUAAUCGGUCUACUUAUCACAGCUCUCGUGAUUGAUCUUGGAGGAGUCCCAACCCAGAAUCGGCUCGGAUUCCAUUACUGGAAGACCGACGGCAUCAUGAAAGAGUAUAUUGCGUCAGGUAGCACUGGCCGGUUCUUGGGGCUUUUUUCCACACUAGUCAAUGCUUCGUUUUCCCUGGGUGGUGUUGAAACCGUCGUAGUCGCCGCUGGAGAAGCCGAAAAUCCGCGACGAAACAUCCCCAGGGCCAUUAGACGUGUCUUUUGGCGACUCUUGUUCUUUUUCGUCCUUGCCUCCUUCGCGCUUGGACUGAUUUGUCCCAGUAACAAUUCUAGGUUGCUGGGAGAUAGUUCUUCCUCCAAUGCUGAGUCUCCCUGGGUGAUUGCAAUCAACCUAGCGGGGAUCAAGGCCCUGCCAUCCAUUGUUAACGUUGUGGUCCUCAUCGCCGGCAUUUCCUCCGGGAAUUCAUACCAGGCUCCUAGGAUCUUCCUACGUUGUACCGAACAAGGGAUCCCGAUUUACGCCCUUCUGGUGACCAUGUCAAUCUCUUUCCUAACAUUCAUGUCAAUGGGCUCCAGCUCAAACAUUCCUUACUCCACAUACUUUACGUUGAUAUAUCUAUGCAUUGUGGUCUUCUUCAACGGCUUCGAUUCUAUUGCCGGUGGCUUCAACCUCCCAGGGUUCAUCACGUCAUACAUCGGCUUCCCCCUUUUCUUCGGUUUCUUCCUCUUCUGGAAGAUCUUGAAGCGCACAAAAUGGAAGCGGCCUGAAGAAGCCGAUCUUUUUACCGGAAAGGCUGAGCUAGAUGCAAUAGAGUGGGCUCGGAAGAUACCGAGGAACUUUGUGGAAAGAGUGUGGUUGGCUUUUAUUUGA